Messenger RNA from Suillus subalutaceus, 705 nucleotides. RefSeq lists its product as uncharacterized. Lineage: Eukaryota; Fungi; Basidiomycota; Agaricomycetes; Boletales; Suillaceae. The coding region runs from base 1 to 705 and encodes 234 amino acids. The record is from RefSeq and is a predicted model, not a curated record. The transcript has a single exon.
AUGAAACUAUCACUCAUCAAACUCUCCACCCAAGUAUUAGAAACUGCCUCAAUGAAACCAACUUACGCAACGAUAGCAGCAGCAGAAAACCACGCAGACCCUGAAGCCCAAGCACAACACCUUCAAAGAACAGCAUGCAAAGCCAUCAAAGAAUGCCAACUCCUCAUUGACUUUCCUUCAAGCAGUGAACUAGCAGCAGGAAAAUCGUCACAUGCACAACUAGUCGAGAAAGUCAAGAAAGCACUUGCCACCCUGCCCAAAGACGAUGACACACCAGAACUAGAGACCCGGUCUAUCACCCAGUUCCAACAAGGAGGAAUGGUUGUCAAAACGACAAAUAAGGAAGCCGCACAAUACCUGCGAACUAAAAACAACGCCAGAGAAUGCCUCCUCCGAAACCUAGACCCACAAGCUACAAUCAAAGAAAGAACAUAUAUGGUUGUCAUGCCUUUCAUGCCUACCUCAUUCAGACCUACAGAUAACACUAACCUUCAACAGAUGGAACAAGAGAAUGGAUGGAACGAGGGAAAAGUGCUAACGGCACACUGGAUAAAACCAGCAGAACGGAGAACAAGCACACAAAGAGUAGCUCACAUACUAAUCACACUUACAGAUCCAACAACUGCCAACAACGCUAUUCAAGACGGCAUCGUAGUAGACCAAGCCAAGCUCUGGCCAAAAAAGAACAGGCGAGAACUGAUGUGA